CUGAUCUAGUGGAACAGUGCACCCACUAACCACUCCCAUCCAAUGGCACUGUGUGUACCCACCCACCAGCAGCAUCUAAUGGUAAAAGUGAAUCCUUCCCUUCCAGCAUCCUGACACAAGGAAUCCCCUCCAAUCCCUCAGUAUCUAGGGCGCAGCAUUUCCCCACCAGCAUCUACUGGCACAGUGAGUCCUCCACUACCUGCAUCCAGUAGCACAGGGAAUCCCCUGCAAUCCCCAAGAAUCUAGUGUUACAGUGUGUACCCCACAAGCAACUACUGGCACAGUGAGUCCUCCACUACCUGCAUCCAGUGGCACAGGGAAUCCCCAAGAAUCUAGUGGUACAGUGUGUACCCCCACUAUCUAAUAGCACAGUGUAUCCCCCACCAGCAAUUACUGGCACAGUGAAUCUUCCCAGGCCACCGUAGAGUGAAUCCAUUACCCCACAGCAUUAAGUGGCACAGAUAACACCCAACCCCAUGGCAUCAAGAGGCACAGUGAAUUCCCACCCCACACACGCAUUCAGAGGAGCAGGGAACCAUGGCAUCUAGUGGAGCAUAGUGGAAUACCCCCAGCAUCAUGCGGCACAGUGAGUCCUCUCCACAGUAUCAGCGGCACAGAAAGUUCCUCCUCGUCCCACAGCACAAAGCGCAUAGCAAAUGCCCCAGAGCCUAAGAUAGACGUAGCACACUGUAUCCAUCUGACUAUAGGCGUGGGCAAAGCUCUGGGGGAUUAGGUUGCAGAUUCCAUGAGCAGUUCGCUGCCCGCCAUGUCUUAGAGCAAAGCAGCAGCCAGGAAUCAUCUUGCCUUUUCCUGCAUUUGAUUCUGCCGCUCAAUGAAAGCUAUUCCUACGCAGGGCGGUCACAUGGUGGUGGUCACAUGAUCGUGAUGUCAUCAAGGUCCUUCCGAGGAUAGAAACUAGACGCUACCAGGUCGGGGAAAGGGGGGCAAAGGUCUCACGGCUACUUUUAUUUGAAGUCCUCAUGGCUCGCUUGCUAACCUCUUCAUCUGCCUUGAGAUGGGGGGCAGUGAGUUCCUCGCAGUCAGUUGGAAGAGCGUACAGCUCCGGGAGCCCCGAUACUGAGUAUGUGCAGAGGAGCAUUGUUCCAACUAUGCACUUCCAGAAGAGCCUGCCAAGGCUGCCCAUUCCUAAACUUGAAGACACUAUAAAGAGAUACUUGAAUGCACAAAGACCUCUUCUGGAUGAUGUUCAGUUUAAGAAAACUGAGCAGCUGGCCUUGAACUUUCAGAAUGGUGUUGGGAAGCAGCUGCAUGAAGAGCUAGUGCAGCAGGACAAGCAGAACAAACAUACAAGCUAUAUCUCUGGUCCUUGGUUUGAUAUGUAUCUGUGUGCCCGUGAAUCCAUUGUGCUUAAUUUUAAUCCCUUUAUAUCUUUUACACCUGACCCAAGGCCGGAUUAUAACAGGCAGCUGAUCAGAGCCACAAACAUGACAGUAUCUGCCAUGCGUUUUCUAAAGACCAUGAGAGCUGGGUAUUUGGAACCUGAAAUCUUCCACUUAAAUCCAGCCAAAAGUGACACACUGACAUUUCGGAAAUUAAUCCGGUUUGUGCCCUCCUCUCUUUCCUGGUACGGUGCAUAUAUGGUGAAUGCAUAUCCUUUAGACAUGUCACAGUAUUUCCGUCUUUUUAACGGUACUCGCAUUCCAAAACCUAACAGAGAUGAACUGUGGACAGAUGAAAAGGGUAGACACUUAUUGGUUCUACGAAAAGGGAACUUCUAUGUGUUUGAUGUCAUAGACAAAGAUGGAAAUAUAGUAAAGGCAUCUGAAAUCCAGGCACAUCUACAACACAUCUUGUCUGAUACCACUCCAGCCCCAGAAUUCCCACUAGGGUAUUUAACCAGUGAAGAGAGGAACACAUGGGCAGUUCUAAGGCAGAAAUUGUUAAACAAUGGCAACCAAGAGGCUCUGGCAAAAGUGGAUUCUGCUGUGUUUUGCUUGUGUUUGGAUGAUUUCCCCGUUGAAGAUCGUGUUAGUUUAUCACACAAUAUGCUGCAUGGUUCUGGUCUAAAUCGCUGGUUUGACAAGUCAUUUAGCAUUAUCAUGACUGAAGAUGGUACAGCCGCUGUUAAUUUUGAGCACUCAUGGGGAGAUGGAGUUGCUGUUUUAAGGUUCCAAAAUGAGGUUUUUAAGGACAGCACACAGAGGCCAGCGAUAUCGCCAGAGUCAUGUUCUGCUCCUGUGGACUCAAGCAAAGCAGUUCAGAGACUGCACUUUAACUUAGAUGACUCUUUGAAAGCUGCAAUAGCAAAUGCCAAAGAAAAAUUUGACACUUCUGUAAAUGCACUAUCCAUUGCAACAAUGGAGUUCAAGAAAGGAGGAAAAGAGUUACUCAAGACACAGAAGCUGAGCCCUGAUGCUGUGUCACAGCUGUCCUUUCAGAUGGCUUUUCUCAGGCAGUAUGGCAAGACAACGGCCACAUAUGAAUCCUGCAGCACUGCAGCAUUCAAACAUGGUCGCACAGAGACUGUAAGGCCAGCUUCCAUAUACACUAAGAAGUGCUCAGAGGCUUUUGUUAUGCAUCCGUCCAAGCAUAGCCCAGCAGAGCUCCGCAGUAUGCUGCAGGACUGUUCCAAAUACCACGGACAACUGACCAAGGAAGCAGCAAUGGGUCAGGGAUUUGAUCGGCAUUUAUUUGCGCUGCGAUACUUGGCAUCCAGCAAGGGGCUUUCGCUUCCUGAAAUUUACCAGGAUGCCUCAUACGCACAGAUUAAUCAUAAUGUCCUAUCCACCAGCACGCUCACCAGCCCUGCCGUACAGCUCGGGGGUUUUGCACCAGUAGUGCCGGAUGGGUUUGGCGUAGGAUAUGGCGUACAUGAUGACUGGAUUGGCUGCAAUGUUUCUUCAUACCAAACUCGUGAUGUGAGACAGUUUGUGGAGUGCGUGCAUCAAUCCCUAGAUGACAUCUUUACAGUUUUGCAAGACAAACCCAUAAAAUAGUGGAACUUGGAAACCUAUAUUGUAACGUUUUGCUCUGUUAUUUUUUUCACAAAUUUCUGCAUUAUACCAGAAGAUGGCCUCUUACAGGUUACUACUCUAUUUAGCACUUGAUUUGGUGUGAUUUUUUUUUUUAAAGAAAAAAUGUAUCCAUAUUAUUAUAUGGAGCCUUCCAAUCAUUUCCUUCUAAAGGGAAUAUAAACUAUAGAUGUAUUUUUACUCUAAGUAUUUCAGGAAUAAUUGGAAAUAAAAACUAUUAUAUGGA
Molecule: messenger RNA, 3219 nt
Organism: Xenopus tropicalis (tropical clawed frog)
Lineage: Eukaryota; Metazoa; Chordata; Amphibia; Anura; Pipidae
Source: RefSeq, a predicted model, not a curated record